Molecule: messenger RNA, 2101 nt
Organism: Dimorphilus gyrociliatus
Lineage: Eukaryota; Metazoa; Annelida; Polychaeta; Dinophilidae
Source: the annotation of a GenBank genome assembly
UAUAAUCAUAAAAUUCGUUACUUUCUAAUAAAAGACAUAAAAGACAACAUGCGCUUCUAAUAGUAUCGUUUCUUGCUAUUACCUUUAAAAUAGUGAGAAAAUGAAAGCAGAAGCGUAUCUCUUCAUACUAACAGUAGGAUUUUCUGCGGCUGAAAAUCUUGCGAGGAACAAAAUAUCAUAUCAGUAUACUACAAACUCUAAUAACUAUCCUAUGUACGGAAACGAUGAUAAAAUCAGCAUUGAUUGCUUGGCACCGAAUAAAUGUUCAAAAACUCACGGAUUAACAAACGAAAUAGCUUGGUGGACUGUUGAUUUGGAAAAAAUUUAUCAUGUUCAAAAAGUUUGCGUGUUAAAUGUCAAUUUUGAUUCAUAUACAGAUUUGAAAGAUAUAAAGAUAUACGUAUCGGAUCUUCCUGCAAAUGAAACGAAUUUAUGUAUAGCUUCAACUGGAACUGUUAAACGUCCAGUUUCUACAGCAUUUUCAGAAUAUAAAUGCUUCGAAUGUUUAAACGUUGUUACAGGAUCAUUCGUAACCUUAAAACUUAAUGAAAGCGGUGACAGCUUAAAUUUGGCUGAUGUUCAAGUGUUUGGUUCCUUUGAAGCUGAAAGAUCUUUCAGCUAUUUCAAACCGAAAAUGGAGAGACAUUAUCACGGGAAAUCCUGCGACGUUAGAUACGCUUAUCAAGCUACGGAUGGAAAGUACACAUCUCACGCAGUUACACGAUGUCAAGGUACCGUUAUGAUGAAAAGGCCUUAUAUUCGUAUUGAUUUUGAAAAAGUACUAAAACUCUUCGGAAUAGUUUACAUUCCAAGACGGGCAGAUAUCUCUUAUCGGAGAACAAGAGACAUAUACAUAACUAUGAAAAAUACUCCAGAGACAUAUUUCGAUCCUGAUAUUCAAUAUUGUAUUAAGAACUUCUUUGCCAGUAGCUUUCUAGGCUAUUUUCAAACGCACAUUCUCUGGUGUGAAAAAAUUGUCAGCGGUAGAUAUUUCACUCUCGUUAGGGACAAGGUUGGAGACACAACUGUUGUCCUGGAAACAGCUGAAAUAUAUAUAUACGCCGGUGAAGAUACAAAUCCUGUUAAAACAAACGUAAACAACAAAAAGAAUUCCAUUAUUAAAAUACUAGAAGAUAAUUCAAACGUUGAUACUAUGGUUUACGAUAAUAUAUAUUUUAAUCCCUCUGCAGCAUAUGAAGUAAAUCUUCCAAGUAACAUAGAAUGGAUUAUCAGUACAAAUGCUAUAGGAAUAAAUUCAGUUUGUCUCACAGUCGCUCAUGAUAAAAUUUCUUUAACAACAAACCAAAUAUACGUUAGAGAUAUGUUGACGGAUAAUAUUUUAAAGGGAGAAACACCAACUGAUUUCAGAUACGAACAAACUCUUUGCGUUGUCUUCAAUUUUACUUUUACAAAGGAAAUAAAGAUUUUAACAACUCAAGGAAAACCUAUCGCUGAAGUUGAUUUAAUGGCUGAAUCUUUUAUUUAUAAAGGAGGUAAUUGAAAAACAUAAAAAGAAAUAACGCACAAUUGCAUAUUAAAUAUUCUAUCUUAUUGUUAGGUAAUACCAAAUGUAAAUCGUAUCUUGUGGAUACGAUUUCCUUUAGUGUAUCAGAAAUUAAUCCUUGGAUCUACGUACAAAUUGAAGCCGAUUCUUUUGAACUGUCGCCUGAUGUUGUUUUAGAAUCAACUUUAGAUAAAGUUCAAAAGCAUUGUUCAAAGAUUUCAAACACGGAAAUAUCAACUUCAACAGUAGAGUUUUUUAAGUGUGCCAACUCUGGAAAUCAGUUAAAUAUCUAUUCAAAAAUAGUUCAAACGAAUUCCUACGUAUUAAAUGCAUAUAAAUAAUAAUAUUACCAAAUACCUGUGUUAUGAAGAGAUGAUAACUCCUAAUCAAAACUCAAAUACACCUAAUGAUAUCAUUACGAGAAUAUUUGAGUACAUAAUACAUUAUAUAUUAUUAUUAUUCAUUUGAUAUAUGCCUAUCUGUUUAUUAGUUUAUCUUAAGAAUUGUGUAAAUUGUAUCUAUUAGGGUUUUAAAUGUAUAUAGAUGAUGGUUUGUUAUGAUUUGUAUAUUUUAAAUUUCUAUAUUAUCUAGGUAUAC